AUGGAGCUGAGCGCUGGCGUCUCGAGGAUCUCUUCCUCUGCCGCAUCUUCGGCUCGCACUAACGCACUGAUGGAGCGACGGGGCGAGUGCUGCUGCUCUUCCGGACCAUCACGAGUGAGGAGGAGCUCCGAGGAUGGACUUGAGGAGCGCAAUGGGGACUUUAGAGCGAAUUGA
Messenger RNA from Peronospora matthiolae, 174 nucleotides. Lineage: Eukaryota; Oomycota; Peronosporomycetes; Peronosporales; Peronosporaceae. The record is from the annotation of a GenBank genome assembly.